Molecule: messenger RNA, 1161 nt
Organism: Lactuca virosa
Lineage: Eukaryota; Viridiplantae; Streptophyta; Magnoliopsida; Asterales; Asteraceae
Source: the annotation of a GenBank genome assembly
AUGGGCGGCCAGAUGCAACAGAGAAAUGCUUCUGCAACUUCUCUGUAUGAUCAAUCUGCAGAUGGUGGGUCCCAUCACAAUGCAGGUUCUGCUAACGAUGCUGGAGAUGCUGUAAUGGCAAGAUGGCUCCAGUCUGCAGGUCUACAGCAUCUGGCCUCACCUGUGGCAUCAAAUGGGAUUGAUCAACGCCUCCUACCCAAUCUCCUCAUGCAGGGGUAUGGAGCACAAUCUGCUGAAGAAAAGCAAAGGCUUUUUAAAUUAAUGAGGAACCUUAAUUUCAAUGGUGAAUCUGGUUCUGAGCCUUUCUCUCCAACAACUCAAGGCUCUGGAGGAAUUGGUGCAUCAGAUGGUUUUUAUUCUCCGGAUUUCAGGGGUGAUUUUGGUGCAGGGCUAUUGGAUUUACAUGCUAUGGAUGACACUGAGCUUCUUACAGAGAAUGUUGACUCAGAACCAUUUGAGCAAUCACCUUUUAUGCCUGCUGUUACUAAAGCAGUCGAAAAUGACCAAGAUACCCUUCCAUACCGCCAACAAAGAGGACAAACAGAUGUAGAUGCUUCUUUUGGAUUACCAACACUUGAAAAAGAAAUCAGCUCAAGGGAAAAUAAUGUUGCCAAGAUUAAAGUCGUGGUGCGCAAAAGACCACUGAAUAAGAAGGAACUUUCUCGCAAGGAGGAUGAUGUUGUGAGUGUAUGUGACAACAGUCUAACUGUUCAUGAACCCAAGCUUAAGGUUGACCUUACUGCUUAUGUUGAAAGGCAUGAGUUCUGUUUUGAUGCUGUUCUCGACCAGCAAGUAACCAAUGAUGAGGUAUAUCGUGAAACUGUACAGCCGAUCAUUCCUAUCAUAUUUCAGCGAACAAAAGCAACUUGUUUUGCUUAUGGCCAGACAGGAAGUGGUAAGACAUACACAAUGCAACCAUUACCUCUUAGAGCUGCAGAAGAUCUUGUUAGAUUAUUACAUCAGCCAACAUAUCGUAAUCAAAAGUUCAAAUUAUGGCUAAGUUAUUUUGAAAUUUAUGGUGGAAAACUCUACGAUCUACUAAGCGAUAGAAAGAAACUUUGCAUGAGAGAAGAUGGAAGACAACAGGGAAUUCUGCUAGAAGUACUGGUUCUACUGGAGCUAAUGAGGAGUCUUCAAGGUCACAUGCUAUAUUACAACUAG